Molecule: messenger RNA, 3997 nt
Organism: Gambusia affinis (western mosquitofish)
Lineage: Eukaryota; Metazoa; Chordata; Actinopteri; Cyprinodontiformes; Poeciliidae
Product: metal transporter CNNM3-like
Biological process (GO): transport; magnesium ion homeostasis
Cellular component (GO): plasma membrane
Molecular function (GO): transmembrane transporter activity
Source: RefSeq, a predicted model, not a curated record
AUGGGCGUGAGCUCGUUCUCGUCUCCCGUGGCUGUGGACUCACACUGCGAAGGGGGCGGAGCAUUUAAACAAAAACAGCCAGGAAUCCAGCGCCAACAUGGACGCCACGCUCACUCGCUCGCCUCGUGUAAAAGAACACGAGUCGAGCCGAAAUGGCCACCGAAGCGGCUCAGUAGCAGCGCUCGAGUGGGCGGGGCCAAUGGCAGAGUGGAGUCACAUGACCCGCGCAGAGCCAGGCUGAGCAAUUCCAAUAUGGUGGCCAGCUUGGCAGGUCUACUGUUCCUGUUGAUGAUAUUGUUGUUCUGCGGGAUCAGAUUCGGCGCCUGCAGCCAGGAAGCUCCGCAGGUCGUGGGGCUGCGACUGGAAGACCCCGGGGGUCUGGUGCGCAUGAAGGACCGAAUCAUCUCGGCGCCAGAAGGAGCCACGUUCCAGCUCCGUCUCUUUGGGGCUAAUCUGAAUGGAAGCUGGCCGUGGCCGUGGCUCGCGUUCGCUGGGGCGGCUGCGGGAGCCGGAGGGGCGGUCGGUGAUGCCGACCCGUGCAAAGAGGAGUUCAGUCGGCAGGAAGCCGCGUUUAAUGCAACGGAACCGUUCAAAGCGGACGGGCCGAACAGCGGGCUGCUGACGGUGGAGGUGAAGAAGCGUGGGAGCAUCUCCGCGGAUUUCUACCACCUGUGUGUGCAGAGCGAGGGGAUGUGGGCAUCAGUGGGCCCGGACAGACUACAAGUCUGUCCGGGAGAACCUUCGGUCCCUCCACGCCUGGAUAUGACCCCGACGACAGCCCCUCCAGCCCGGACCCCCACGGCAGUCCCCCCGUGGGGUCUGGCUCUCCUGGUGGUGCUGAUGCUGCUGACCUGCGGGCUGCUGAGGACCGUAAACUUGAGCCUGCUGUGGCUCGACCCCGUGGAGCUCUAUGUUCUCCACAGCUGCGGAUCCGAGGAGGAGAAGCGAGCCGCCAAGCGCCUGGAGCCUAUCAGGAGGAGAGGGAACUUCUUGACAUGCUCGCUGCUCUUCCUCUGCGUCUUGGGCCACUCCGUCCUCGGGGUGCUCCUGUACCGGGCGCUGGGCUGCAUAGUCUCGGCGGUGUUCACCAGCGGCUUUCUGAUCUUCUUCCUGGCUGAGCUGGUUCCUCACGUCCUGUGCUCCGGCUACGGCUUCCAGCUGGCGCCCGGGCUGACCUGGCUGGCCCAGGUCUGCAUGGUGCUCACCUGUCCCCUGUCCUGUCCGCUGGGGUUGAUUCUGGACCUGGGCCUGGGGAGAGACAUCAGCACCUGUGGGAUACGGGAGAGAGCCAUGGAGAUGAUCCGCGCCAGCGUCAAUGACCCUUACAGCGAGUUUGUGAAAGAGGAGUUCAGCCGCGGGAUGCUGCGCACCAAGACGGUGGAGGACAUCCUGACUCCCCUGAAGGACUGCUUCAUGCUGCCCAGCUCGACCGUCCUGGACUUCUCCACCAUGUCGGAGAUCAUGCAGAGCGGAUACACCAGGGUGCCUAUUUACGAGGAGGAGAGGUCCAACAUCGUGGAGAUCCUUUACGUGAAGGAUUUGGCGCUGGUGGACCCGGAGGACUGCACCCCCAUGACGACCAUCACCAAGUUCUACAACCACCCGCUGCACUACGUCUUCAACGACACCAAGCUGGACGCCAUGCUGGAGGAGUUCAAGAAAGGCAACUCUCACAUGGCCAUCGUCCAGAAGGUGAACAACGAGGGCGAGGGCGACCCGUUCUACGAGGUUCUGGGUCUGGUCACCCUGGAGGACGUCAUCGAGGAGAUCAUCAAGUCUGAGAUCCUGGACGAGUCCGACGGCUACUUGGACAGGAAGGUGAAGCGUCCGAUGGCUCCUCUGGAGAUCCCUCUGGAGCCUCGCGGCUCCCAUGAGGAGUUCUCCCUUUUCAAGCCUCCAGAGGGAGAGCCGAAGAUCCGCACAUCACCACAGCUCCUGCUGGCCACGCACCGCUUCCUGUCCAGAGAAGUGGAGCACUUCAGCCCGGCUCGUGUGUCUGAGAAGGUUCUGUUCCACCUGCUCCGCCACCCCAGCGUCAACCAGGAGGUCCACUUCGACCACAACAACCGGCUGAGCUCGAGUCACUACCUGUACACCCGCAACCACCCAGUGGACUACUUCAUCCUCCUGCUGCAGGGUCGUGUUGAGGUGGAAAUCGGCAAAGAGGGCCUGAAGUUUGAGAACGGAGCCUUCACUUACUACGGCGUGUCUGCUCUGACGCUGCCCUCUUCAGUUCACCAGUCUCCGGUGUCGACCCACCGGCACUCUCCCAGGGAUCCCUUUGAGUCAGCAGACGCCACCAGCCCGUCCAGCUACUGUCCCGACUACACAGUGCGAGCCCUCACUGACCUGCAGCUCAUACGGGUGACCCGUCUGCAGUACCUGAACGCCCUCAUGGCGUCGCGGGCGGGCCAGAGUCCAGAUCCUCCAGAGAUCAAGAUCCUGCCCAACAGUCAGACCAAGCUGCUCAACGACAGAAACGCCACACCAGAGUUUCCUGUAAACUUUUCGUUCUUUGAUACCAUUGAGAACUUCUGUUAGAGGGCUUUGUAUGCAUGAGGUAGCAGCAGAGCCCAGGAGAGCUCCACAGAAGAGGAGGCUCAUGGGUAGCACAGGAAACAUUUCUGGUUGGAUCGUAGUUAUUGGACCAGACUGGAAAGAGAGAGAGAGAGAAAGUGAUUUAUUUUGUUUUAUUUAUCUAGACCCACUAACUCACACGUCGCCAUUCCUUCAUGUGAUCUUUAGUGAUUAUUUUAUACAUGUAUGUACAUAUGUCUGUAUAAAUAUAAAUAUAGAGUGGAAAGAGAAGAUAUGUUACCUUAAUGGGAUUAUUUAGUUUUCUGCGUUAAUUGGUCCUAAAUGUGAUCUGAGCGUUUCCUGCUGCGUGCCGGAGACUGAACCCUUUGAUUCGACGAAGUUCCAGAGAACGGCUUCUUCUGCUUCCUCAAGUUGAUUCCAUGAACCUGCGCGUUCCCACGGAAACCUAAACCAUGGAGUCCCAUCACAUUCAGACCAAAAAAAAAAAAUUGGUGCAUUUAAAUGCAUUCGAAUAAGAAGAAACCCAGUCAGAAUGUCUGAGUUAGAGCCGUCAUUUGUCGGGAUUCCUUUGGAAUUAUGAAAAUAGUUGUUUCUGUCAUUGUAAAACGUGGAAAAGCAUCCCAAUUAUGUUUUUAUUUUUUUUUAUUUUUAUAUAUAUAUAUAUAGCUCAGAUCAGACAGUUGGCAUCCAAAGAUUCGUCAUUCUCUCUCUGUUCCUUUACUUCCACAGAGGGAACAACUAAACUCUGGUUUUUCAAAGCCAUUUUUGGGGUUAAUGAGGAAAAAUUCAGGUGGUUAUGAAUUCUGUCUUCCUGCAUACUGGACUCUGGAAUUUACCUCCUGUAGUAGUUUAUUGUCUGUGUGGUGUCCUGCCACUGGUCAGACCAUGUCCAGUCUCAGUGCUUCAACGGGGCGUUUCCAUCAAACAGGUUCUGCUGCUAAACUGGGCGAAGUUUGCUAAACAGGAAUUAGCUUAGCUCAGCGAUUUGUGUCGAAGAGCGGAGGAGUUGGAGGGAAGUGAGUUUGGCGGGUCGAAAAUGUAAAGAGGAAAAGUUAGAAGAGAAAAUAAAUCAAUGUAUAAUUAACAAAAAAAGACUAUGUAAAGAAAAAAAUAUAUAUAUAUAUAGAAAAAAUUCCAGAAGUGGAUUAGAGCCACUAGGAAAAAAUAAUUCUUUUUUUUCUCAGAAAUUCUUUGUAAAUAAAGUCAGAAUAAUUUUUUUCUUUGAGAACAGCCCUGAUCCUCUUCUGUUGAAGAAAUAAAAUAAACAUAUUAAAUAAAUACACACUAUGAAAAAAAGUAAUGCAAUAAAAAAGAACUGAUAUGGUUGGAAAUAGAAAGGAUCAUUAAAUAAGUUUUGGUUAAAUUUAAUCUUUUGAAAAUAAUAACCUAAGAUUAAUUUGUUAUACUGUACCAUCAAAUGUAUUGAAAAAGUUCUUACUCUUUUUAUUUACAUGUAAAU